Messenger RNA from Chrysoperla carnea, 2218 nucleotides. Its product is annotated as transcription elongation factor B polypeptide 3-like. The transcript has 7 exons. The record is from RefSeq and is a predicted model, not a curated record. Gene Ontology annotation, biological process: transcription elongation by RNA polymerase II. Bases 248 to 2218 code for a protein of 656 amino acids. Gene Ontology annotation, cellular component: elongin complex; nucleus. Lineage: Eukaryota; Metazoa; Arthropoda; Insecta; Neuroptera; Chrysopidae.
CCUAUUUAAAAUUGACAUUGACAAGCAGCAGAAGACGAUGGUAAUGGAAUGGUAGGUGCUUUUAGUGCUAAUGAAUGUGAACUGUGACUGUGACUGUAAACGUGAAGUGUGUACUUCUAUUUAGUGAAGUGUAAGUGUAAGUGACUGAGUAAAUACUGUGUAAGAUAGUUAGUUGUACAUCCAUCUAAAUCAGACAUCUACAAAAUUAUUUUGGUGAUAACAGCUGGUUCAUUGGUAAUGAAUAAGAAUGUCUGUUGUUGACGUUAUCAAACAUUAUCAACGUAGUAUUGAAAAAUAUACAAAUGAUGAGAAACGGAUUUUAUAUUGUAUUGGAAAACUUGAAAAAUUACCAAUCAAAGUGAAUGAUUUACAAGAUACGGGUGUGGGAAGAACUAUUAAUUCAUUACGAAAAUAUGAAGGAGCGGUUGGGCAUGCGGCACGCACUUUAGUUGCUAAAUGGAAAGAAAUGGUUGCUGCUGAAUCAAGUCAUUCAGAAGCAGAAGCUGAACCAGAACCAGAACCAGAACCAGAUGUUGAUAGUGAUGUGGAUCAAAUCGUUAUUGACGAACAUGGUUAUGAUAAUGAUAAUGAUGAUUACAAUAAUGAUAAUAAUGAUGAAUAUGUACCAACAACUAAUAAUUAUCAACAAGAACAACAUAAAAAACAAAAACAUAAUGAUAAUGAUAAUGAUAAUGAAUAUAAACCAACAUCUAUUAUAAAAGAUGAUCAUGAACAUCAUAAAAGUGAUAAAUCAAAACAUCAUCGUAGUAGUAGUAGUAAACAUAAUGAUAAUGAUAAUGAUGAAAGUGAUAAUAAAAAGAAAUCAUCAUCAUCAUCAUCAUCAUCAAAAAGAAAAACAACAACAAAAUUAGAUAGACAUGAUAAUAGUAAUUCUCAUACAAAUGAUGAACAUAAACAUAAUAAACAUAAAAAGAAAAGUCAUAAAAAUGAUAAAGAUAAAGAUAAAGAACAUAAAAUUUUAAAUAAUAUGAAUGAUAAUGAAUUAAGUGAUAAUGAUAAUGAUUUAAAUCAAAUGAUAAAUGAUAAUGAUUCAGAUCAUUAUAAUGAUAAUGAUGGUAUUAAUUUUACAAGUGGUAAAUCAUUUGCUGAUGCAUUAGGAGGUCAUGAUGAUAUGUUAACAGUUUUAACAUCAUCACCAACUAAAAAGAAAAUCAAAUUAUUAAAUAAUGGUACUACAAGUACUACAAGUACAAGUAAUACAAGUUGUCAUUCACCAAAAUUAAAAUCAUCAACAAGUAGUAAAAGUCAUCAAAAUAAAUCAUCAAAGAAUGAUAAUAAUAAUAAAACAACAACAACAACAACACCAGAUUUAUUAUCACCAAAUAUAAAAUUACCAUCAUUAAAUUUAGAUAUAACUUUACCACCAAUAACACCAAACUAUCAACCAUUACCAACAACACAACAACAACAAGUGUUACCAUUAAAUAAACAUAAUAAUAUGAAUAAUAGUACAAUUGAUUUAAGUUUUGUAAUAACAUCACAAAAGAAUCGUACUAAAGUUUAUAGUGGUAAUAAAAAUACAACUUUAUUUACACAAGUACCAACUUUAUACGAGUUAUGUAUACGAAUCUUACAAGAUAACAUUGAUGCACUAGCUUAUACUGGUGGUGUACCAUAUAUGAUCUUAUUACCAAUCUUAGAACGAUGUACACCAGAUCAAUUGUUUGUAUUAGAACAUUAUAAUGCAUAUCUAUUAGAAGAUACCGAUCCAUUAUGGGAGCAACAUUGUAAAACACAUUUUAAAGCACAAAUGUGCAAGCGUGAAGAGUUUGAAUCAUGGCGAGAUGCUUAUCAACGUUUUAUGAUUGAACGUGAUCAUAAAUUAAAAUUAUUAACACAAAAUAUUAAACAAUCAAUACAUGAGAAGUUACAACCGAUCAGACAAACUAAAUUAGCAUAUGUUGAUACUAAUUUUAUAAAACCACCAAGAUCUAUAGCAAGGAAACAGGCUAAAUAUGGUACAGCCAGUAGUACAGGCAAUACAAACUUUAAUGCUAAACCAUUUGUAACACCUGCGUCAAGAGUUGCAGCGGUUAAUAGUAGUACAUCAUCAUCGUCUUCAACAGCUCUCAUUAAUAAUAGAUCAACUUCUGCAUCUGGUGCAUCAUCUUCAAUGUCAUCAUCAAAACCUAAAAAAGCACCAUUAAUGCAAAAAACAUUAGCGUUAAUCAAAAGUACGAAUCGUUAUAGAAGAUAA